CACAAACGCCGCUCACUGAGCGGUGUCCUUUCUGAGUGCACCUAUUGGUUCGCUACAUCGAUUACAAACUUGAAACCUUCAACUUCAAGCAUUGUCCUUCAAGUCUGUGAUAAAAACAAAUACGAUGUAUAAGGUUAUGUUUAACCCAAAUGUCACUCAUUUACGCUAUUUAUUUAAAGUGAAUCUUAAAAGUACGAAAUGCCUAACCAAUUCUUUCCAUACGCAAUAUCAAAUAUUAUUUGCAAACAAAGAUAAAACUGAAAGUCCUCGAUUGCGUGAAUUUAGGAAAAAGUUGAGAGAACGUACACCUAUAGAAGAACUAGAAGAAUUAGAGGAAGGAAAACAUCCUUAUCAAGAAAAAGAACCAUUAAAACCAUUUCCAAAUAAUACGAAUCCAAAAACAGGCGAAGUAGGAGGACCAAAAGGGCCAGAACCAACUCGAUAUGGUGAUUGGGAAAGAAAAGGACGAGUAACAGAUUUUUAAAUAUGGCUAGGAAAAAAUAUACGCUAUAGUUAUUUAAUAGGAUGUGUAAAUAAUGAAAUAGGAACAUAUUUUAAUAAAUUAAGAAUGAAGUGAAUAUUGCGUGUAUUGUUUUUAAAUAAAUGAAAGAUUUUACUUUGAAAUAUUAA
Messenger RNA from Hylaeus anthracinus, 630 nucleotides. Its product is annotated as succinate dehydrogenase assembly factor 4, mitochondrial-like. The coding region runs from base 125 to 484 and encodes 119 amino acids. The transcript has 3 exons. The record is from RefSeq and is a predicted model, not a curated record. Gene Ontology annotation, biological process: mitochondrial respiratory chain complex II assembly. Lineage: Eukaryota; Metazoa; Arthropoda; Insecta; Hymenoptera; Colletidae. Gene Ontology annotation, cellular component: mitochondrion.